Peromyscus maniculatus bairdii (prairie deer mouse) is the source of this 4155-nucleotide messenger RNA. The record is from RefSeq and is a predicted model, not a curated record. Lineage: Eukaryota; Metazoa; Chordata; Mammalia; Rodentia; Cricetidae.
UUGAUACUCACUUCCCUCCCAGGGGAGACUGGGAUCGGCAAGUCCACGCUCAUGAACACGCUCUUCAACACGACCUUCGAGACUGAGGAAGCUAGUCACCAUGAGGACUGUGUACGCCUGCGGCCUCAGACCUACGACCUCCAAGAGAGCAACGUGCAUCUCAAACUGACCAUCGUGGAUGCUGUGGGCUUUGGGGACCAGAUCAAUAAGGAUGACAGUUACAGGCCCAUAGUUGACUACAUCGACGCGCAGUUUGAAAACUAUCUGCAGGAGGAGUUGAAGAUCCGCCGCUCCCUCUUUGACUACCAUGACACGAGGAUCCACGUCUGCCUCUACUUCAUCACGCCCACCGGGCACUCCCUCAAGUCCCUGGAUCUGGUGACCAUGAAGAAACUAGAUAGCAAGGUGAACAUCAUUCCCAUCAUUGCCAAGGCUGACACCAUCUCCAAGAGCGAGCUCCACAAAUUCAAGAUCAAGAUCAUGGGUGAGCUGGUCAGCAAUGGAGUCCAGAUCUACCAGUUUCCCACCGACGACGAGGCUGUUGCAGAGAUCAAUGCGGUCAUGAAUGCACACCUGCCUUUUGCUGUGGUGGGCAGCACAGAGGAGGUGAAGGUGGGCAACAAGCUGGUCCGAGCACGGCAGUACCCUUGGGGAGUGGUGCAGGUGGAGAACGAGAAUCACUGUGACUUCGUGAAGCUGCGGGAGAUGCUGAUCCGGGUGAACAUGGAGGACCUCCGGGAGCAGACCCACAGUCGGCAUUACGAACUCUACCGGCGCUGCAAACUGGAGGAGAUGGGCUUCCAGGACAGUGAUGGUGACAGCCAGCCCUUCAGCCUCCAGGAGACCUACGAGGCCAAGAGGAAGGAGUUCCUGAGCGAGCUACAGAGGAAGGAGGAAGAGAUGAGACAGAUGUUCGUCAACAAAGUGAAGGAGACCGAGCUGGAGUUGAAGGAGAAGGAACGGGAGCUCCAUGAGAAGUUUGAGCACCUGAAGCGGAUCCACCAGGAGGAGAAGCGCAAGGUGGAGGAGAAGCGUCGGGAGCUGGAGGAGGAGACCAACGCCUUCAACUGCAGGAAGGCGGCCAUGGAGGCCCUGCAGUCCCAGGCCUUGCAUGCCACCUCACAGCAGCCCUUGAGGAAAGACAAGGACAAGAAGAAUUAAAGCACGCACAGACUUACAUGUCGAGAGCGGACUUUAGACUUUCAUGUGUUAAGUUGCUUGAGUUACACCUUGUGACCCUUCUCCCAUAACAUGGUGUGAGGAUGGACUGGGAGCCGGUACAGACUCCAGUGUUUACAGCCUUGCCUUGUCCUUACCGCUGGCCCCAAGCUGCCCAGGCCUGGCCGGCGCCCCCCUCUAUGCAAACGUGUCAAAGCCGUGAAUGCUGGAAUCCCAAACUGACGAGGUUUAUUUUUUCCAGAGCCGGUGGCUGGUCUUCCAUUUACAGUGUCACUAUUCCUUGACGGAGCAGUUAUGUGCCGCUCUAGUGACGGCCCCACCAGGGAUGCCAGGCCUAACUGUGCAUCGUCAAGCUGGCGACGGUGGCGGCGGUGACUCAUGUGGUGCCCUAGGCGUGGCCUGUGGUCUGGUAUAUACUCGCUGCAGAAUUCGCCUGGUUCCCCUUCAUUUUAAUUUUUCUAACCUAGAGCUUAAUUUCAAUAACUUUGAAACAUUUUCUAAAUUUUUAUUUUGGCACCAGUAUAAAGAUAAAUAAUAUCUAUUUUUCCCAUUAUUUUCAUAAGUAACACAGAUUCCCUGAUUUUUUUUUUUUUUUUUUUAACUAAAAAGAGCUCUAAACCUUCUUACGCAGAAAGCACUCUUAUGACACACAGGGAGAGGGGAAAUAAAGUUCCUAUUGUGGCAGUGUUUGGGACUUCUUUACGGACUGAAGUGGACCCCGACCAAGACCACGCCCGGCGUUUUUACUGUGAAUGUAAAUGGAACAGCAGCCCAAAGCCCUUGUCUGUGACCUAGAGGUGCUACCUGUGACAGGGACCAAGUGCAUGUGUGUUAAGUGUCUGACUCCCAACCAGCGUGCUCAGUGGGGAGAAGGCCGUCAUGUCAAGGUCAUUGUUACUUCUUUCCUGGCCAAGUCAUGGGGUAAGGAAAUAAAGGUGUCUGAAGUAUUAGGACAAUUUAAGGUGGGGGGAAGAGAGAGAGAAAGAAAAAAACAAAAGCCUAGCAGUGGCUGAGAGCUUCCCCUCCGGCUAUAGUUUCCAGGUGGACACUUUGAAGAAAGUGGCUGCCAGGUGUGAUGGUGCAGGCCUCUAAUGCCAGCGCUUGGGAGGGGGGAAGCCAGAGCUGGCCUCAUAAUCGAGUGAGGUAGAGGUAGAGGCCGGCUUGGGCUACAUGAGACCCUAUCUCAAAAAUAGAAUCAAAACAAGAAAAGUCCUGACAGAAUCCAUUCUGCUCUGCUCCUGGUGGUUUGCAAGCCUCAGGGUUGAAAAUGGGGUGAAAGCGAAUGUCCUUAGUGUUGGUGCAGCACCGGCUGGGCACCGGGCUCCCCAGAAGCCUCAUCCCGAGGAGCUGAUCACCCAGGGCCCACCCACUCACUGAGAACCUGAGGGGACCACACUGAUUGAUGCUGCGUUCAGUUUUUUAUGCCUCAUCUCCCUCCCAUCACCGUUUCCCCUUUUGGCCAGGCCUGCUUCUCUUUGCCCAGGACCAGUCUGGCUUCUUCCUGUCCCUCUGAGAUGAUGGUUCAUUCAGAGUGAGCUGGAGCGGGAGGUUGUUGUGACUCCACUGAGGCACAGCUCCCCAAAGGCCGCCUCCUGUACCUACCUGUGAGAGGCUCCAUACAGUAGGAGAAUAGUACAUGUUGGUGCUCUGAGGAAAAAUCCUCCAUGACCAGGGUGGGUCCUGGCUGCAAGGCUGGACUCUUGAACUAUUUACAAAGACUGCUUUAAGCAAAGGAAUACAAAAUUAGGCUCAGACCUUGGAAGCCUUGUGUGCUCCGCCCCUAGUCUGCCUCUGGUCAUGGCAGAACCGAUGUUGGACUCUGGUGUCUGAGGCAGAGGUGAACUGCAGGCCAGUGGCUCCUCUUAGGGAAAUUGUGUAUCUGAAGGUGUAUUCACUUCGGUCCAAGCCUGACCUUGAGAGCAGCCUCUCCUAGCCGGUAUGUUUAGAGACUAGGAUGAGCCGGCGGGUUGUACAAGAGGAUUGCUGGCUGAUAGUCCAUGCCAGGGACUCUGGAGCAGCAAAUUCUCCCGCUGCCACCUGCAGCUCACAGCCGCAACUGGAAGGCUGCUGUGGUCAGUGCCCACCUUUUGGCCCAAAGCCUGCCAGCAUCCCUGGGGAGACCUGACUUGCAUUUUCUAGAGUCUAAGUUGCUCCCCUCCCCCCAUGGAUCCUGUCAGCCAUGGCAAACACUCCCCCUGCUGUGUGGAGUUCCAUUAUCUUUAGCUGAGGUUAAAUUAAUCCUUGGUGUGCAAGAAAAACCCGAAGCUUGCCCUUGGGGGACGUGACCCUCAUGUCCAGCUGGGAUUGACUCCUCACAUGUUGGCUCCAUGGGGACUGUCAUAGGAUCAUGUUGACAUUUGGUGUUAUGUUUUCCUUUAGUCAUUCUGUGUUGUGGUAGAAUCACCAUGUAAGUUAUGGUUCAAGCUGGACUUUUGAGAGAGAAAAGAUCCUGUUAAUAAUCAUGCCAAAUCCCUAGGCCCUCAGGAGGCUGAGGCAGGAGAAUCAAAAGUUCAAGGCCAAACUGGGCCACUUAACAAGAUCCCGUGUCAAAUUAAAAACAAAAAAUGCUAGGCAUGUGACUCAUUGCUAGAGAACUUGCCCAGCAUGAUUGGGGACUGAAUUCUCUCCCCAGCACUAAGCAAAGAAACCCAACUCGGCAGCCACCAAGCAGGUGCAUCUCAAGCCAACCAGGGUGUGUGUUCUCCCUCAUGCUGGGUGGCCUGAAUCCAGGCGCCUUGUGACUAUGCACACUGACUGCGUACAUGUUCCUGUGUGUGUGUGUGGACUCCCCUUGCUUGGGGCUCCUGCUGGGGAAGCGCCCAGGAAAGCCAGCUUGCUUGUCUGUUAUGUUACCAUGCGUUUCUAAAACCACUUCAGUUGUUAACCAUUGCCGCUCCAUCUGUCGUCGACUUGUUUCCGUUCCUUCCCAUCCACUUUGUACUCAUUUGUUUUCAUUAAAUUUUGCAUUUAUUUUGA